Mytilus californianus (California mussel) is the source of this 4993-nucleotide messenger RNA. Its product is annotated as uracil phosphoribosyltransferase homolog. The transcript is spliced from 7 exons. The coding region runs from base 110 to 784 and encodes 224 amino acids. The record is from RefSeq and is a predicted model, not a curated record. Lineage: Eukaryota; Metazoa; Mollusca; Bivalvia; Mytilida; Mytilidae.
CUUAUAUUGGAUGUUCUUAUGAACUAUAUUCUCGUGUAUAUUAAUUUUCAUUUGUGACGUGUCAAACAAAAAUAUUGCGGGGAUUGUGAAAGUAGACAAAAGCGAAAAAAUGGUAGAACCAGAUUUGAUACAAGAUUCCUUGCCACAUACUAAUUAUACAGACUCAGAACUUGGUGCUAACUUCAAGAAGUUGAGAAUCACGGACAACGUCAGAGAACUGCAGACUGUUUUGAGAGACAAAACCACAUCAAGAGGAGACUUUAUCUUCUAUGCAGACAGAUUAAUUAGAUUAGUUGUUGAAGAAGGAUUGAACCAACUACCAUACAGACACUGUGAUGUGACAACACCUACAGGUCAUAAGUAUGAAGGCUUGAGCUACCAAAGGGGAAACUGUGGAGUUAGCAUAAUGAGAAGUGGAGAGGCGAUGGAACAAGGUUUAAGAGAUUGUUGUAGGUCCAUACGAAUAGGAAAAAUCCUAAUACAAAAAGAUGAAGAUACUCGGGAAGCUAAAGUUGUGUAUGCCAAACUACCGCCAGACAUAGACCAACGUAAAGUCUUAUUGAUGUAUCCUAUUAUGAAUUCAGGGAACACGGUUAUAAAAGCUGUCCAGGUUUUGAAAGAUCAUUAUGUGAAAGAAGACAAUAUUAUCUUGCUGAAUCUCUUUGUUACUCCACAAGCUGCCAAAGCCUUAGUGAAAAGAUUUCCAAACAUGAAAGUACUGACAUCAGAGGUACAUCCUGUCACUCCAAAUCACUUCGGAAUGAAAUAUUUUGGAACAGACUGAAAAAACAAAAAAUACUCUUUGGCGAUUUAUUUUACUAUCAAGUGUGUAUGGCUUGUGAUUCCAGACUUACUACAUCAACAAUACAGGUCAUUUGAAGGUUAUCAAUCUGAUAUUAUCAACAUCCCCAUACAUAUAUAACAAGGUAUUGAUUGUACAAACCAUUGAGGUGUGUGAAAAUUCUAAAAAUUGUUCAGGCAUGAAUAUAUGAUUGAAUUUGAUCGUUUUAUGCAGAAUGAAGUGAACAUAUUCAGUAGAAUGGUUGUGUAAUAUAUUCUUAAGGAUGUAGUCAUGUCAGGUUUAGGAAUUUUUGAUAGAUGUUCAGACUCCUUGGGUUUUUUCCUAAAAUACAGGGUAAAAUAUUUUGCCCCAUAUCACCCACUUUUCUUUUCAUAGAUGACUUCAAUAUCUCAUAAAAGGGUCAUUACCAAAAUUUAAGCAGAUUCUAUUUUUAUCUUACGAUUUUAGACCCAAAUAAUGCAAAUGCUAAAUAUAAGGUAAAAAUCUGAGUCAGCCUUUUCCCGCCAUUUUAAAAAAAUCAAAUAUCUCAAAAAGGACUUCCGUAACCUAUCAGUAUUUUAAGCUUAUUUGAUCUUAAACAGUGUUUUUUUGACUUAUAGUAUCAAUUUUAAAUUCUAGAGUUCUAACUACAUCCUUAACUGAAAGAAGAAAAAUUCAGAUUUCCCAACCUGUACAUGAAAUAUAUUUUUCUCCUCCCAUCUUUGUAAGAAAAUCUUUCCUGUAUUCUGGAUACAUUUAUUUUUCGUGUGUACCAAUUUUCAUGGAUUGAGGAAAAAUUGUAUUUUCGUGGAUAUAUGAAUUUGUGGUUUUCAAAAGUCUGCAUAAACACCUAUAGAAAAUUUGUACUUCAUUGAACAUUUAAAUUAGUGGUUCACAUUUACUCAUGAGGUCCACAAAAAUUGGUAUCCCAUGAAUAAUAAUGAAUCCCCAGUAUUACUUCUCCAGUAUAUGGAGCAGCAGACGACAAGACAUUUUAAAUUUAAGGUUGUGUUCUAAAUUUGUACCAUGCCCAAUUUUUCUGGUUCAUUUUUAUGAUUGCAUUAAUGUGUAAUAGAAAUGCCUCAGUAUACAUGUAUCUGCUGUAUGAUUUAUGAUGAGUGCAAUUUUGAUAUGAAUAUUUAUGCUGUGUUGUUUAUGAAGGAAUGAAUAGCUUUGUAUGAAUUUUUUCAGUUGUAUACACUACAAUAAUUUAUUUUUUUUCAAAGGGCAUCCACAAAUGAAUCAUUAAGUGUUACCCUUGUCAGUCUGUACGUGCGUACAUCCCAAAAUUAGUUUCCAUUCUCUAUUUUUAGUUUGACUCAGCCAAAUGUUAUGAAACUUAUACACGAUGCUUAUUAUCACAAAACUCAGAUCAAGGGCACAUGGACACAUUCUCCAUUUAACGUGUUUUAAAUUUGAAAAUAUUGCAAGAUUGAGCCACAUAUACUCUAUGAGUAAACUAAAUAUCAGUUGUAACUUGCUUGUAUUCAAUUCCUAUAACAUGAGGGUUUAAUGUACAUAAUUUAUAAUUUGUGCAAUAUGAUAUAACAAAAACUCUCCAAGAGUGUUAUUUUUCCUUAUUCAAAUAAUAAAAUGCUUUGUCAACAGAUGUUUCUCAGUAGCCAUGCAGAGCUAAUAAAAAAAUGUUUUUUCUAUAAAAUCUCACCAUUAAAUAUUUCAACAAGUUGUAGUAAGUAGUAAAGUAAUGUUCAGAGACUCUUUUUCUUAGUCGUGUCAGUGUUGCAGACAGGGUACAAACUAAAAACUUAAAAUGGUACAAAGGAGUAGGUUUGAUAAGUGACUAAAAUGACUCCUAUUUUUAGCUACAAUUUCAAAUUAUGAUUUAUUGACAAUUAUCACAAUGAAUCAUAGCUAAUACAAUAACUAGAUAGGAAAUAUGUCUUGUGCUCAAAAUUUUACAUAAUGCAUACUUACAUACGAAUGGCACUCAUUUUGAUUUUUUACGAGCAGGUUAAUUUCCAUUGAUUUUUUGGACAGGAAACAGAGCGCAUAUGUUGACAAAACAGAUCUUUUAACAUAAUGUUUGUUAUAAUAUGUUAAUAUCUGACUUGAAUAUUUAGUUUGUCAAAGCCUGUCCUUUAUGUUCCUUGGCCUUAAUUAGGUUGAAAUCUGGAUGAUUUUGUAAAAUUUCACAAAAAUCUCUACUUAUGGCCGAUUUGCGUUGUGUUAUUUUAUAAGAAAAGCUCAACAAAAAAGUUCCAUUUCACUGUCUUACAUGUCUUUUCAUCAACCUGAAACAUGUUUUAACUUUAAAAGUAUGGAUUUAAUAUUCAGGGCCAAAUAUAGCCCUACCGAACUUACUCCUUUUGUUAAUAAUUUGAUUUAUAAGAUGUGCAAUUUAAUUUUUGAUCUGUGGUGAAGGAUUGUUCACCAACAAAGGAACACAACUUUGUACUUGUUAUCUGUUUACAGUUUUCUAUUGUUAUUUUUUAUGCUAAUUUACAAUAAUAUCCCGUUAUAAGGGAUACAUUUUAAAAGGGUAUACACGUAGAUGUAGUUUGUAUGAAAUGUAUAUGAUUGUAUUACAUGUAGGAUCUUUAUACAUAAUGUAUAAUACCAUGUAAGAUCAGUGUAUGAACUAUGCUUCUUUUACUUGUAAGUAUAAUUGUUUUGAUGUGUCUUUAAAAAGGAAGCACUGUUUUACCUAUUAUAGCUUCUUUCUAUAUGGUAUGGGCUUUGCUUAUUGUCAAAGGCCUCAUAGUGCCCUAUAGUUGUUUACAUCCUCAGCCUUUAGUCUCUGGUGGAUAUUUGUCUCAUUGGUAAUCAUAUUACAUGUCCUUAUUAAAAUUAAGUAUGCAGUUAAUAUGAACAAAGUUAGAUAAAAUGAAAGAUUUGUGUAUCUGCCAAAAAUAAGAUUAUACAAGUGUUCUUCCUGUGCCUUUUUUUUUGUUUUUAUCCCAGGACAAUUCUGAAAAUAAUUUUUAUACGACCGCAAAAAAAAAUUUGUGGUCGUAUAUUGGUAUGACGUUGGCGUCGUCGUCAUCGUCGUCCGAAGACACAUUGGUUUUCGCACUCUAACUUUAGUUUAAGUGAAUGGAUCUCUAUGAAAUUAUACCACAAGGUUCAAUACUACAAAAGGAAGGUUGGGAUUGAUUUUGGGGGUUAUGGUACCAACAGUUAAGGAAUUAGGGGCCAAAAAUAAGCAUUUUUGUAACUUCCAGACAUAACUUGUGUGUUAGUGUAUGGAUCUCUCUGACAUUGUACCACAAGGUUCCAUAUCACAAAGGGAAUACUGGGAUUGAUUUUGGGGGUAAUUGCGACAAAAUUUUAGGAAUUAGGGGCAAAAAAAGGGGAAAAAAACAAGCAUUUUCUAGUUUCAUGACAAUAACUUGUGUGUAAGUGUAUGGAUCUUUCUGAAAUUGUCCUACAAGGUUCCAUAUCACAAAGGGAAAGCUGGAAUUGAGUUUGGGGGUAAUUGCCCAAAAUGUUUAGGAAAAAGGGGCCAAAAAUAAGCAUUUUUCUAGUUUCCAGACAAUAACUUGUGUUCAAGUGUAUGGAUCUCUCUGAAAUUGUACUGCAAGGUACCAUACCUCAAAGGGAAGGCUGGGAUUGAUUUUUGGGGUAAUUGCCCCAAAAUAUUUAGGAAUAAGGGGCCAAAAAGGGGCAAAAAAACAAGCAUUUUUCUAGUUUCAGGACAAUAACUUGUGUGUAAGUGUAUGGAUCUUUAUGAAAUUGUACAACAAGGUUCCAUAUCACAAAGGGAAAGCUGGGUUUGAGUUUGGGGGUAAUUGCCCUAAAUGUUGAGGAAUUUGGGGCAAAAAAGGGGCCUAAAAACAAGCAUUUUUCUAGUUUCCAUACAAUAACUUGUGUUCAAGUGUACGAUCUCUCUGAAAUUGUACUGCAAGGUACCAUACCAUAAAAGGAAGGCUGGGAUUGAUUUUUUAGGUAAUUGCCCCAAAAUUUUAGGAUUUAGGGGCCAAAAAGGGGCAAAAAUCAAGCAUUUUUCUAGUUUCAGGAUAAUAACUUGUGUGUUAGUGUAUGGAUCUUUAUGAAAUUGUACUUCAAGGUUCCAUAUCACAAAGGGAAAGCUGGGUUUGAGUUUGGGGGUGAUGAAUCAUAAGGGGGUUCAAAAAAUUUGGGGGAGGGAUUUUUUUUUCCUUUUUUUCCUUUUUUUUUCUUUAAAAUUUUCCAUUUUAAAUUGGUUAUUUCUGAUUUAUAUAUAAAAGCAAAUAAUAAUAAUAUGGUUUGAAU